AUGGGAUGGGAUGACAGGGGCAUGAAAGGGAAACGAGAAGCGAAGUCGCGCAAACACAUUUAUUGUGAAAAGCAAUAACGUUAGUUGUGGUGGCGAAUUCAGUCUAUAUUAAAUGCAGUAAUUGAUGACGCGAUAGAAAGGCCUCCACCAUGGGUGAACCACAGCAGGUGAGUGCCCUACCUCCCCCUCCCAUGCAGUACAUCAAGGAGUACACUGAUGAGAACAUCCGCAAGGGGCUCGCCCCCAAACCCCCUCCUCCCAUCCGAGACACCUACAUGAUGUUCGGCAACCAGUUCCAGUGUGACGACCUGAUCAUCCGACCGCUGGAGAGCCAGGGCAUCGAGCGGCUCCACCCCAUGCAGUUCCACCACAAACGGGAGCUCAAGAAGCUCAACAUGUCCAUCCUGGUGAAUUUCCUGGAUCUCCUGGACAUCCUGAUCAAGAGCCCUGGCAGUAUAAAGAGAGAGGAGAAGCUGGAGGACCUGAAGCUAUUAUUUGUCCACAUGCACCAUCUGAUUAAUGAGUACCGUCCGCAUCAGGCCAGAGAGACCCUGAGGGUGAUGAUGGAAGUGCAGAAGAGACAGCGACUGGAGACUGCAGAGAGGUUCCAGAAACAUCUGGAGAGGGUCAUGGAGAUGAUCCAGGGAUGCCUGGCCUCCCUGCCCGAUGACCUGCUGCAGACUGAGGCCUCGGGUGGGGUAGGGGAUGGGGCGAGGGGUGGUGGAGCGUUGGGGUUGGCCGUGAGGCUAAAGACUGAGCCCAUGGAAGUGGAGGAGGCUGGGGCUAGCUGUAUGGCUGUUGGGCCACAACAGGACAAAAGCAUGGGUGGUGCUGCUAAGAAGGACAGAGUAUGGGACAAGGAUGCAGCAAUGUGUAGUAUUAUCGACGAGAUUGCCUGAGUUUUGUAUUUAGGGCUGGGGUCUCUAUAGAAGGCUGCAAUGAUGAAGAACGUUCAGAUAGAAAUGUGUUCUGUAAAACAUAUUGUCUGUCUGUUAUGAAUCGAGUCCUCUUCAUUAUAUUUCUAUAUGUAAUGUUCAGAAUCAAAAUGAUUCACCUUGCUGAAUAUAGGUUUCUCUUGUUUUGGUAUGUUUGUUUUAUUACUGUUAUUGGUCUGUUUAAUUGUGUCGUAUGCUUAAUCUAGUUCUGAUCACAUACGCUGUGCAGUUUUAUAGUAUUUCAUGGACAAUGAAGUGUCAUGGACAAUGAGAACACACCUUCCCUGUUCAGAAUUGUUUUGGGCUAUCAUUAACGUUUGGAUGCUCUUUAAAAUUCAUAAUUUGAUAAGUUAAUAAAGCAACUUCCAAGUCCUGUAACAUAAUUGAUUAAUUCUAUUUUAUAUGAUUCAUUUUCACUAUCAUGGUUGACUGUUGAAUUAGACAAUUAGGCCUACCACCCUUUUUUCUGUUUUAAUCUAAGACUGGUUGUAUUAUACCACUAGUGGGUCCUGCUGAUUCCUUUCAGGUUGUCUUAAAACUGAUUCCUGGCUAGAAACCACUU
Molecule: messenger RNA, 1497 nt
Organism: Oncorhynchus masou masou (cherry salmon)
Lineage: Eukaryota; Metazoa; Chordata; Actinopteri; Salmoniformes; Salmonidae
Product: mediator of RNA polymerase II transcription subunit 7-like
Exons: 2
Coding region: 150-899 (249 amino acids)
Biological process (GO): regulation of transcription by RNA polymerase II
Cellular component (GO): mediator complex
Molecular function (GO): transcription coregulator activity
Source: RefSeq, a predicted model, not a curated record